AUCGCGACUCGUGGGCGUCGCCUGGACAACAGCCGAGGAAGAGCCACGCAUGUAUUCGAUCAAAGCGAGACAACAAAAUGACACUUACGGCGAAGAUUGAGGAUGGCAUCGUGUACUCACCUUAUCCAGAGAUGAAGAAGCCUGACAAUAUAUCCGCCUAUGAGUACAUGGAAGAAUGUAUGCAAAAACACGGAAGGAAAAAUGCCAUUAUUGAUGAAAAGGUUCACCUGAAUUAUCCAGAUUUCUUACGUGAUAUGCAACGUUAUGCAGUAGGCUACCAGUCACUGGGUGUGAAACAGGGAGAACGUGUCUGUUUGCACGUGCCCGUCACUGUAACUGCGAUGCUAGCCGCGUAUGGAGCCUUAGCUGCUGGCGCUGUUGUCGUUCUUGCUAAAACCACACUCACCGACAAAGAGCUUCUGUACAUACUGGAGACCAGUAGAGUAUUAUUUGUCGUAACCGAUGGAAAGAACGCCCAGAAAGUACGAAAUAUCACUUCGCAGCUCAGUCUCAAGCUUAAGGGCCUCUUUGCUGUGGAAGAUUCAGUCAAGGGAUUCUAUUCAGUUUGGAACUUCCAGAACCUCUCCGAAACAUCGUUCAAGAAGUGUGUUAUACAAGACACCAAGACCACGACAGCCGUUCUCACUUACACGUCCGGGACAACGGGUCUACCGAAAGCCGCUAACAUCUCCCAUUACGCGCUGAUUUCCUCAAUAGAAGUGAUGGGGGUCGCGAAAGCAUUCACGAAGGAUGACACUCUGCUGACCUGGAGCCCAAUAACUCAUAUUUCGGGGUUCAUCUUCUGUUUUGCGAGCCUGUGCUACGGUACAACCAUCGUAAUUGGAAAAAGUGGGAUGCCACCAGCAGAUUUCAUACGUGUCGUAAAUGCACAUAAGGUCACGAGUGCGUGCGUCUUCCCCACGGCAUUCCAAAAGAUGGUCUCCGAGUUGGAAAGGCUUAAAGUAAAAUUACCUUCCCUCAAAAAAUUAGUGAUAAGUGGCACCGUACUAACGGCAGCUCUACGUGAGAGGAUCCUUAAGGAAUUUGAGUUGCAUACCCUUCAAAAUGCUUUUGGACUGUCUGAGGCAUCCGGCUGGAUCUGCGUCACUCCUCCUGGAGAGAUCAUUCAAGGGAACACCGUUGGUUAUCCAGUAUCGUCGGGCAAGUGUAAAGUCGUCGACGCUAACACUAACAAGAAGCUCAAAGCAAAUGAAAAAGGAGAAAUCAUGUUUCAUGGGAAUAAUAUGAUGACUUCAUACGACGGCAACCCAGAAGCGACGGCAGCAGCAUUCGACGAGGAGGGUUAUCUACGUACAGGAGAUAUGGGUUACUACGACGAUCAUGGAAGGUUUUAUGUGCUGGACAGGAUCAAGGACAUGAUAAAAUGCAUGGACAACCAAAUUGCUACAGGCGAAAUUGUGAACCUGUUGCUAACCCAUUCUGCAGUCGAGGAGGCGGCUGUCGUCGGAGUCCCACACCCUGACUACGGCGAGGCUCCAACAGCGUUUAUUGUCCUCAAAGCGAAUCAUGCUGAUCCCGAAGAGGUUGUGGCAGAGGAACUCAAGAAACUUGUAAAAGAUAACCUGGCAAUUUACAAGCAACUGUAUGGUGGCGUCGUGUUUCUGGAUGCCCUGCCCAAGACGGAUUCGGGAAAAUAUCGAUGCGUCGAGCUGAGGAAGAUGCUGAUACCCUGAAUGCAACGUUGCCGACCAUACUACCGAAUUCAUACUCAAAUCUGCUAUGGAGGCUAUACUGAAAAGAAAAGAAAAAAAACACGCGCAUUCCGGUUUUAAUGGAUACCGGAAGGAAAAACAUCCUUGCCUAUUUAUAGUCUGUCUUGGAUGUAAAAAUUAUACAAUUUUGUGACAACAAAUUGAUACGAUA
Ornithodoros turicata is the source of this 1884-nucleotide messenger RNA. RefSeq lists its product as uncharacterized. The coding region runs from base 78 to 1694 and encodes 538 amino acids. Gene Ontology annotation, molecular function: CoA-ligase activity. NCBI's taxonomy places the organism in Eukaryota, Metazoa, Arthropoda, Arachnida, Ixodida, Argasidae. The record is from RefSeq and is a predicted model, not a curated record. The transcript is spliced from 10 exons.